AAUUCCAGCUGCGAACAGCUGCAGCCGGCAGGCAGGGAUGCUGCGGGCGCCGGCGGGCAGGGCAGAGCCCUCCCCCUCGCUCGGUUUCAUUGAGGAAGGUGAAAUGCGGAAGUUUCCACGAAGCACUGACAGCCGAGCCUGGGUGUCUUGAGCCCCGGACAUGAGCUGCGCUCCCCGGGCGGUCGCCGCCAGCCGCAGAGCCCAGGGGCGCGGGCAGGGAUGGCCACGUUGCCCGCGGCGGACAGGAGGGCGUUUGCCCUGAAAAUCAACAGGCAUUCAUCAGCAGAAAUAAGGAAGCAAUUUACCGGUACCAUAGUGCCAAGCUUUGGACAGUUCUGUAAACGAAGUAUAAGUACUCCUGGCUUUUCUUCUCUCCAGCUACCUCAGUUUUAUGACGCCGUGGAUCCAGUGGAUUUUGAAGGUUUCCUGAUGACACAGCUGAACCACUUAGACUCCGAUCUUGUGCACGAACUUGGUGACUUUCCUGAAGAUGAUUUGGAAACUGUCUUUACUCCAAAAGAAUGCAGGACUUUGCAGCCAUCCUUGCCAGAGGAAGGAGUUGAAUUGGAUCCUCAUGUCCGGGAUUGCAUUCAGACAUAUAUUCGGGAGUGGCUGGUUGUUAAUCGAAAAAACCAAGGAAAUUCAGAUACUUCCAGCUUUAUAAGUAAGAGAUCCCUAACGGAUUUUCAUAAGACUCUUCAAAAACAAACAUUUCAGUCAGAAACACUGGACAACAAUGAUGCACACUAUCAGGCAAGCCUUGGACACUUAAGUGGACUCUGUGAUAUCUCAUCAAGAAGCACUCUCACUUCAUCUGAGUUCGAUCUACGAAGCCUGCAGCCUGACCGUCGACUCGAAAAUCUGCUAAAACAUGUUAGUGCAGAGGACUUUGAAAGGCAGAAUGAAGAAGCCCGGAGAACCAACAGACAUCCAGAGCUCUUUGCCCUCUAUCCAACAGUGGACGAGGAAGAUGCUGUAGCUAUACGGCCAGUUCCAGACUGCCCAAAGGAACAUCUGGGAAAUAGGAUCUUGGUGAAGUUGCAGACUCUGAAGUUUGAUAUAGAAAUAGAACCAUUGUUUGCAUGCAUAGCUCUCUAUGAUAUAAAGGAAAGGAAAAAGAUCUCUGAAAAUUUUCAUUGUGACCUGAACUCAGAACAGUUCAAAGGAUUCUUGCGAUCUCACACACCCACUGUUGAGCUAUCUAGUCAAGCAAGAUCUGCAGUAUUUUCUGUUACUUAUCCUUCUUCUGAUAUCUACUUAGUAGUAAAGAUUGAAAAAGUCCUUCAGCAAGGAGAAAUUGGAGAGUGUGCAGAACCCUACAUGGUACUAAAAGAAAGUGAGGGAGGAAAGAGCAAAGAAAAAAUUGAAAAACUGAAAACCCAAGCUGAGUCCUUUUGCCAACGUUUGGGGAAAUACCGGAUGCCUUUUGCCUGGGUUCCCAUAAGCUUAGCCAAUUUCUUUAACAUUUCAACACUUGAAAGAGAAAUACCUGAGGCAGAAAAUGUAAAUGGGAAAAGCUCCAUUAGUGACAGAAGAACAAUGGUGCAACACACCAGAAAGCUUUCUGAGAGAAGCCUUACCUUAGAGGACAGUUGCACAGCAUCAAACUUCAAAACAACCACCAUGACAAUCAACACCUUUUUCAAACAGGAAGGAGAUCGACUUAGUGAUGAAGAUCUAUUCAAAUUUUUAGCUGAUUAUAAAAGAUCUUCCUCCUUGCAGAGAAGAGUUAAGUCUAUACCAGGACUGCUUAAAUUGGAGAUCUCUCCAGCUUCAGAAGUCCUCAACUGUUGUCUCACCCCUGAGUUACUACCAGUGAAACCAUUUCCUGAAAACCGUAACCGUCCUCAGAAAGAGAUUCUGGAAUUCCCCAUUCGAGAAGUCUAUGUUCCACACACCAUCUAUAGAAAUCUCCUAUAUGUUUAUCCACAGCGGUUGAAUUUUGCUAACCGAGUGGCCUCUGCAAGAAACAUUGCCAUUAAGAUUCAGUUCAUGUCUGGGGAAGAUCCUGCCUGUUCAAUGCCGAUCAUUUUUGGGAAGUCUUCAGGCCCAGAAUUUGUGCAAGAGAUGUGCACAGCUGUCACAUAUCAUAACAAGUCUCCUGACUUUUAUGAAGAAGUGAAAAUUAAACUGCCAGCUAAACUCACAGAAAAACACCACCUACUGUUCACAUUCUAUCAUAUCAGUUGUCAGCCAAAGCAAGGAUCCUCUGUGGAGAACCUUUUGGGAUACUCAUGGCUGCCAAUUCUGUUAAAUGAUCGUCUGCAAACUGGACACUAUUGUCUUCCUGUUGCCUUAGAUAAACUGCCUUUAAACUAUUCAAUGCACUCUCCAGAGAAAGUUCCACCACAGUCACCGCCAAUUAAAUGGGCUGAAGGACACAAGGGAGUGUUUAAUGUUGAAGUGCAGGCUGUUUCUUCUGUUCACACCCAGGACAACCACCUAGAGAAAUUCUUCACUCUGUGUCAUUCCCUGGAAAGCCAAGUCACCUUCCCAAUUCGAGUGAUGGAGCAGAAGAUCACAGAGGCUACACUGGAACAUGAGUUGAAACUCAGCAUUAUCUGCUUGAAUUCUUCUCGCCUUGAGCCCCUCAUCUUGUUUUUACACUUGAUCCUGGACAAACUCUUCCAGCUGGCUGUACAACCUAUGGUCAUAGCUGGCCAGGCAGCCAACUUCUCCCAGUUUGCCUUUGAGUCGGUGGUUGCAAUAGUAAGCAGUCUUCACAACAGUAAAGACCUUAGCAAGGAUCAGCAUGGGAGGAACUGUCUCCUGGCAUCCUAUGUCUACUAUGUGUUUCGUCUUCCAGAGCCUCAGAGAGAUGUAGUCAAACUAGGUACAGGAGGCAGUGCCAAUAUGCCAGAGUCUCGUUAUUACACAUUUGGACGCACCAGUGCUAUGUCUGUUGGGUCCAGGCUUAUGCAGAGCCGGGUAAUGAGCUGCAGCAAUCCAGAUAUUGCUGGUACCCCAACAGCUACUGAUGAAGAAGUCAAACACAUCAUGUCUUCAAAGGUUGUGGAUCGCAGCAGCAGUCGGAUGUCCUACUAUAUUGAACCGACUGCUGAUAUACCAAAUACCUGCACAAGCCCAAGACCAUCCAGUAAAAAGCAUUUUCAUGAAGAGUUAGCACUGCAGAUGGUGGUCAGCACUGGCAUGGUGAGGGAGUCUGUCUUCAAGUAUGCCUGGUUCUUCUUUGAGCUCCUGGUAAAGAGUAUGGCUCAGUAUGUUCACAAUAUAGAGAAACAAGACAUUCCACGAAGAAGUCGAUUCUCAGAUCGUUUCAAAGAUGACAUCACCACUAUAGUUAAUGUGGUCACUUCAGAGAUUGCAGCACUUCUAGUUAAACCACAGAAGGAAACCGAGCAAGCAGAAAAGAUCAACAUUAGUCUUGCGUUUUUCUUGUAUGAUCUUCUUUCCCUAAUGGACCGUGGGUUCGUGUUUAACCUCAUCAAACAUUACUGUAAUCAGCUGUCAAACAAGUUGAAUACACUCUCCACCCUAAUUUCCAUGAGGUUGGAGUUUCUGCGAGUUCUCUGCAGCCAUGAACAUUACCUCAAUCUGAAUCUCUUCUUCAUGACUUCAGUAUCUACUCCAACAUCUCCCUCACCCUCAUUAUCAUCACAGAAUUCAAGCUCCUGCUCUAGUUUCCAGGAUCAGAAAAUUGCCAGCAUGUUUGACCUUUCAGCAGACUAUCGUCAACAGCACUUUCUGACUGGACUGCUCUUCACUGAAUUGGCAGCUGCCCUGGACACAGAGACAGAGGGAAUUGGUAAGGUGCAGAAGAAAGCUAUCAGUGCUAUCCAUAGCUUGCUGAGUUCCCAUGAUCUAGACCUGCGCUGCUCCAAAAAAGAGGUGAAGGUCAAAAUCGCUGCUCUUUACCUUCCUUUGGUUGGGAUCAUUUUGGAUGCACUCCCACAGCUCUAUGACUUCACAGUUUCAGAUGCCCGUGGUGGGAAAGGUCGUUCAGGGAAUCCAGAUGAAGAUCAAGAAUCUACAAUCAAUCAGUCUGUUGCCUUGGCCAUUGCUGGGAAUCAGUUCAACCUCCUUAGGACUUCCGGUGUAUCUCUGUCUUCAUUGCCUUACAAACAGUACAGCAUGUUGAGUCCUGAUGCCACUCGCAACCUUCUGAUCUGUUUCCUCUGGAUCAUGAAGAAUGCUGAUCAGAACCUCAUUCAGAAAUGGAUUACUGACCUUCCAUCCAUGCAGCUGAACAGGAUUUUAGAUCUCCUCUUCAUUUGUGUCUCAUGCUUUGAAUACAAGGGCAAACAAAGCUCAGAUAAAGUUAGCACUCAAGUGCUCCAGAAAUCGAAAGAUGCAAAAGCCCGGCUAGAAGAGGCUUUACUGAGAGGAGAAGGGGCCAGAGGUGAAAUGAUGAAACGCUGCAGGACACCAGCUGGGAAUGACAGAUUGGCAGGGCUAAAUGAAAACCUGCGAUGGAGAAAAGAGCAGACUCACUGGCGGCAGGCAAACGAAAAGCAAGAUAAAACAAAAGCUGAGCUCGAUCAAGAAGCUCUGAUCAGUGGAAAUCUGGCUACAGAGGCUAAUUUGAUCAUCUUAGAUAUGCAAGAGAACAUCAUCCAGGCAAGUUCUGCUGUGGACUGUAGAGAGAACCUUUUGGGAGGAGUACUGAAGGUCCUGGUAAACUCUCUUGGCUGUGAUCAGAGCACCACUUACCUAACACAUUGCUUCGCUACACUCAGAGCACUCAUUGCCAAGUUUGGAGAUUUCCUGUUUGAAGAGGAAGUGGAACAAUGUGCUGACCUGUGCCAACGACUUCUACAUCACUGCAGCAGCAGCAUAGAGGUCACUCGUACUCAAGCCUGUGCAACACUUUACCUCUUGAUGAGAUACAGUUUCAGCUCUGCUAAUAACUUUGCAAGAGUAAAGAUGCAAGUGACCAUGUCUCUGGCUUCUCUGGUUGGUAAGUCAUCUGACUUCAAUGAGGAAUAUCUCAGGAGAUCCUUACGAACCAUCCUGGCAUACGCAGAGGAAGAUGCAGACAUGCAGUCAACUCUAUUUCCAGCCCAGGUAGAGGAGCUGCUAUGUAAUUUGAACAGCAUCUUAUCGGAUACAGUGAAAAUGAGGGAGUUCCAGGAAGACCCAGAAAUGCUCAUGGAUCUCAUGUACAGAAUUGCUAAAGGGUAUCAGACUUCCCCUGAUUUGAGAUUGACCUGGCUACAGAACAUGGCAGAAAAACACACCAAGAAGAAGUGCUACACAGAGGCUGCUAUGUGCCUGGUCCACGCUGCAGCUCUGGUUGCCGAAUACCUGAGCAUGCUGGAGGAUCGCAAGUACCUGCCAGUGGGUAGUGUCAGCUUUCAGAAUAUUUCCUCCAAUGUGCUGGAGGAGUCUGCCAUUUCAGAUGAUAUUUUGUCCCCCGAUGAAGAUGGGAUAUGCUCUGGGAGGUAUUUCUCAGAGAGUGGCUUAGUGGGACUAUUAGAACAAGCUGCAGAGCUCUUUAGCACGGGGGGAUUGUAUGAAACCGUGAAUGAGGUCUACAAAAUUGUCAUCCCCAUCUUGGAAGCACAUCGAGACUUCAGGAAGCUCACCUCUACUCACAGCAAGCUACAGAGAGCCUUUGACAGUAUUAUAAACAAGGGCCAAAAGCGAAUGUUUGGAACUUACUUCCGCGUUGGUUUCUAUGGAUCCAAAUUUGGGGACUUGGAUGAACAGGAAUUUGUUUAUAAGGAGCCUGCAAUUACCAAACUUCCUGAGAUUUCUCACAGACUGGAGGGAUUUUAUGGUCAGUGCUUUGGGGAGGAUGCGGUGGAAGUGAUUAAAGACUCCGCUCCUGUAGACAAAAGGAAGCUGGAUCCCAAUAAGGCCUACGUACAAAUCACAUUUGUGGAGCCCUAUUUUGAUGAGUAUGAGAUGAAAGACAGGAUAACCUACUUUGAGAAGAACUUCAACCUCCGGCGGUUCAUGUACACCACACCUUUCACCCCAGAUGGCCGCCCCCGUGGUGACCUGAGCGAGCAGUUCAAGAGGAAUACCAUCCUGACCACAAUGCAUGCUUUCCCCUACAUUAAAACGAGGAUCAAUGUCAUUCAAAAGGAAGAGUUUAUUUUAACCCCAAUUGAAGUUGCUAUUGAAGACAUGCAGAAGAAAACACUGGAACUAGCUGUUGCAACCAACCAGGAGCCACCAGAUGCUAAAAUGCUGCAGAUGGUGCUGCAGGGUUCUGUUGGAGCCACUGUCAAUCAGGGACCACUAGAGGUAGCUCAAGUGUUCCUGGCUGAAAUACCAGCAGACCCAAAACUUUAUCGACAUCACAACAAGCUGAGGUUGUGCUUCAAAGAAUUUAUAAGGAGAUGUGGUGAAGCAGUGGAGAAAAACAGACGCCUUAUUACAGCAGACCAGCGAGAGUACCAGCAAGAACUCAAAAAGAAUUAUAACAAGCUGAAAGAGAACCUUAGGCCAAUGAUUGAGAGGAAAAUCCCAGAGCUGUAUAAACCUAUAGUGAAAGUCCACAGUACAACAAGGAACUCUUUUCAUAACUCUAGCUUUAGGAAAUAUGAAACUUCCCCUUCACAGAACAGCUGAGGACUGUCAGCUUCAGAAGAGGGAGUUCCAGGUUGCACAGAACCUGGAGGCUAUUCAACUGCUAUGCAAACCUGGAAGUUCUUCUCAUAGUACAGCAUGCACACAAUCUGGGCAGACUACACUCAAAGCUAAGAAACUAGAUAUUCAGGAUAAAAAGGAGCGCAACUCAUAGCACAUACCUCUGUCUCCUAUGGGAGUGGGAGGAAGAGGAGCUGGACUUUGACUGUUUCUGUAUUUAAUGUUUCUGUAUUUAAGUGUUCAGGGAAUUGAGAUGCCAUUGAAUAAUGGACUUGUAUGUACAGAAGGUGAUAAUCACUUUUAAGAGACUCAGAACUUUUUAUCGUUGUAACUGUUAUUUUAUAAGAACCAGCCCAAUAUACCUGACAGAAACUGAAGAAUGUUACACAUACAUACCCCUAUUCAGGAUACCACUUCAGCAUGGCUUCAGGGGGCUGGAGUAUAUUCUAGCAGUUAUGCACAUGUUCAUAUAAAGAAAAACUUAAGCAUGUGCACAAGUGCUUUACAGAACUAGAACCCUAGGAAAGACCUGUAAACUUUAAAGCAAGCUUUCCUUGCUUGUGUUCCUCAUUCACAGCAAACUAUGAAAAUGCUAAAACAGGGGCUGCUUCCCUUUCGAGUCUUCCUAGCUGAAACUUUAAAAGGCAGAAAAUAACAAUCAGGAAUUUCUGCCUAAUUCACCUACCUACAGAAAUAACUAUUUAAAAUUUAUUUUUGUGAAAUGUACAUUAGACUUCUCUGUGAACCCUAGGACUUGUUAUUUUUAGUGUCAUGUUUUAGCAAAAUUAACAGAUACCUGUUUAAAAGGAUAGAGCUAAAAUGAUUAAUGCUUUCUUAAGAGAACAGACCUUCCUGUAAAGAGAGAUCCCUCUAAAGAGAUUAGCCAUAGGAGUGUACAGGGAGGAUUUCCUAGGAUGUACUUUAUCUGAGGUUUUAAUGCACAAUCACUGUAAUCAGUUUCUGUAUAUUUAUAAAUACUUAAUGCUUUUCAUAUUCAUAUGCCUGAGGAAACCUUAACUAAUUUGGUCCUCACAACAUUUCUCUGAAGAAAGCAAGUACAGUAAAAGCUGUGUUAACCAGCAUUCUACUAGCUGGAAUAAUCUAUUAACUGGAAUUGCUGGCUGGCUGGACAUGGGGUGGGGGGAAGAAAACUUGUGCAUGGUGGCUACUGCCACCACCCAACACCCUGUGCUGCCACUGCUCUGCAUGCAGCCACCGCCAUCCCCACACCCCCCCCCCCCCCCCCCCCACUCUGCAAGAGUUUUCAAAAAGGUUGAAAACCCCUGCCUCAGAACUGGAAUUUUUAGAUACCCAGCACCCCCAUUCACCACUCUAACACAGCUUUUACUGUAAUAGUGUUGCUAUUUUACAGCUGGGGAAACAGAGAGACAUGAAAGUUGCAGACAGAAGUGACAAUUUUCACCCUAUCUGGCCACAGAAAGCAGUUUAUAGCUGUGACCAAACACGAGUGCACAGCUGCAGACAGCUUCAAAAAUGACCGAUUGGGUGAAAAUCUAACCCCUCCUUGCAUGAAGUGUCAAAUAAGGACAUUUCAAAAUGUAGAGUCUUUUGUAACUUGCGUCUGCAGAGCUUUUAGCCUGUCACUGUUUUCAAAAUGACGGGGGGAAGGGAGCAGGAGUUCAGUUUGGGUUUUUUCAGCCCCCCUGGAGGAUGGAAUAGGGCCAUUGGAGCCCUCCCUUCAGCACUGGCUGAGAAGCUCCAAGAACAAGCUCCUCCCACUGCCUUUCUCCCCUCCCAAACCUGGCUUCAAGCUCCCAGCCCCAGCUAAAUUCCCCCCCCCACCUUGGAACCAACAGUGAACUCUUGUUUGGUCUGGGGUAAUGUUAUAACCCAGAGCACUUUGCAGAAAUUUUUCUGAGUUACAGCUAGGAACUGCACAUCUGUCUGCACCUGAAAAGAAGUGACUUAUCCAAAGCCAUGUGGUAAGUCAGUGCCAGAAGCAUGAUUUUGAAUACAGGCUCCUCCUGUUAACAGCAGAGCACUCAAAAGUUGGAAGAGAGCUUCCACGGUUAUAUGCAAAAGAUCCCCACACACAAUCAAAGAGCUGAGACAUACACUGGGAUAAGAAAAAUGGUUUAAAAAUGCUAUCUCUGUACCAAUGUGCAUAAAUGCAAACUGUUCUAGUGUAAGUAUUUUUUUCUCUCUCUACUCACAGUCCCUGCUACAUUCAAUAUUCAAGAGUCAGAACUCUGGGCAUUUUGAAACAAAAGCAUCUGAAGUAUAUAAGCAAACAGUGUGUCAAAUUGAAAGCCAACAGAUGUCUCCUCAGAGUGACUGUCCUUUAAUAAGGUUGCUUUGAAAAUACUUACAAACUAAACAGAGCAGUCAAUUUUCCACAGUCUAGUCUCUUCAGUCUUGGCGUGCCACAACAUUGUCCUUUAUUUAUUCUUUUAACACUUUGUUCUGAAAGAUGUUCACAGUGUCUUUGAGAUUGACCCCACUUGGCCAAAAUUCAGUUUCAUUGUCCUCACGCUGCUUCAUUCACAGCUACCCAACAAAAACUUCAGGUAAACAAAAAAGUUACACAUUUGCUGCAUACUGGUUCAAUUAUAUGUGCUGUGUUUGCACUCUUGAAGUGUUUCAUGCUGUAUAGUACAAUUUGUCCUUGCUGUAGAAAUACUUUGGAUUAAUGCAGGCUAAACUGCAAAUCCCUUACUUGAUGUGGUGAGCAGGUAAUUCCCCAGGUAAACUCUUGGCUCACCUGUGUUAAGGAAGGGGUGCCGGUCUGGCCCUUGGUUUACACAUCAUCCCUUUCACAAAUAAAAGUGGUUUGUACAUUUCUUUUAAAAAGCCGAACUGUGUAAAAUGUAAAAUUAUUCAAAGUUUUGAUGCUCCAUUUUGCAAUAAAGUAAACGCUUCAAAUAAAAACUAAGAGAUUCCAUUGGAUUGAAGUGUUUUAUAUCUUAACAUCAUCCAGCUGAAACAAAGCUUGAAUAAUGACCAACUUUAGUGUUGUCUUUCAUUAAGGAUUUUUACCUUUAGACUGAAAUCCAGGCUCCAUGGAAGUCAAUGGGAGUUUUCUGUACCUUAGAGCAGGUCUGUCAAGCUCACCUGUGCCAGAUCUGGACCAUGGGACUCCUGCCAGGUUGGGGUGGAGGUGGCAGUGUGAUAGCAGGCCUCAGUCCUCAUUCACUCUCCUGCCACCAAUAGCCCAGGGUCUCCAAAUUCAGUGGUAGGCCAUGCUAUGGCCUGGAUUUGGCCUGCAGAGCUGUAGGUUUGGUACCCCGAGAGGAGGAAGUCACUUGCUUGCCUGCUGGCUUUCUUUUUAAAUGGUACAUUAGUUUAAUGCCUAUGAAAAUUGCCACCCCUUGAGACUGUGACUCCUUCUCCACUGAACACAUGGGACACAGCAAAACCCAUCAGGUGUGGCUCAGCAGGUUUGCAAAUUAGCUCCAGGGUGGAAAAUAAAGUCCAGCUUCCAUGUUCACUGAGUUCAUUGGCUAACAUAUUGGAACAAGCAACAAAAGCACCAAAUAGUGAAGUAUGGAGCUAUAGUCCUUUGAGCUGGAAACCCUUUCAGAAACCUAGCUUAAACCAUUACAUGGCAAUAGGUUUAAGAUGCUCAGUGUUGAAUUGAAAAUUUAAAUAACAAGGGUGCUUCAGUGUGGGGCUAGCCAGCAGACAGCCCCACUGAAGCACCCUUGUGCCCCAACCAGUUGGGCAGUGUCUACAUGUGUGCUGUUGCACACAAAAAAGUCCUCUGCAGGUUUAUUAGUUUUAUGUGCCCUAGUAGGGGUGCACAUGUAGAUGCGGAGAAGUUUACUGCGGAUCCAGUUUGGCAGCUUUGCAGUAAACGUCUUGUAUAGAUGCACCCAGUAACAUGAAUAUGGUAAUGAAUGUUUUCAACCACUUUUGUGCUUGUCUAGUGUGAAGAUUGUGGGCCCAUAUUUUAGCAGCUAUCCUCCAUAAGAACAUCUGUGAGCUGAACUGACUCAGGCUAGGUUUUUGACAUAUUCAAACAUACUGAAGACAAACAUUUUGGCAUUCUUUUUUUUUCUUUGCCAGUUUCAAGGACAAGGGGCUCAACUGUUUCAGAAAGAGUGGAUUAUAAUCUUCAAAUAAAGCCUAGGACAAAGGUUCUUAGUUGGCUCAAAGAUGUUGCAGUCUUUCAAAGUAAUGCUCGGAAUGAAAAUAAAGGCAUUCACUAUAGGCAUCUGCAUUUGCUUUGCAACACAGAAGAGCUUUCAUCUGAUAAACCAAGAACACUUGAAAGAGGAACUUUGGUACCACUCAAGCAUAUUCACGUAAUCGAUGCUGACUUUAGUGGUUCUGAGUCCAACUAACUAUUUUAACACCUGUCUAAGUCUACUUGACACAGAGGUUAAAAAGAAAGUCAGCAGGUGCUGGUAGAUGUGUGAUAGAACUCACUGGUUUGACUUAUGUCCUGAGUAAGGUAGAAGUCCCACAGAUAAAAAUAACAUGUGAUCAUUUCAAUAAAUACUGUAAGAAAGUGUAACUACAUAACAAAGCUGAAUAGAGAUUGCAUAAGGUGCAAGAAUAUCUGGUAUUUCUUAACUUUUGAAUGCAUGAUUUUGCACCCUUAAUACUUUUCAUGUCGUUAUUUUUGUGUGCAAUAAAUGGAACUGGUUGAAUUUUA
Molecule: messenger RNA, 11176 nt
Organism: Alligator mississippiensis (American alligator)
Lineage: Eukaryota; Metazoa; Chordata; Crocodylia; Alligatoridae
Gene: DOCK8
Product: dedicator of cytokinesis 8
Exons: 48
Coding region: 220-6540 (2106 amino acids)
Biological process (GO): positive regulation of establishment of T cell polarity; small GTPase-mediated signal transduction; positive regulation of T cell migration
Cellular component (GO): cell leading edge
Molecular function (GO): guanyl-nucleotide exchange factor activity
Source: RefSeq, a predicted model, not a curated record